CAGCACUGCUGGGGCACGAGAGGGACACGGACUCAGCCCACUGCCUGAGAAGCCGCCCGAUGUGACUUUUUAGUCUCCAUAUAAUUAACGCACAAACAAAGUGGGAAAACUUCAUUUCCCAGCAUGCCUCGCUCUGCUGCCAAAGGCACACUGCGCGUGCGCGCUGAGUACGCUGGCCUCCGGCGCGGCAGGGGGAGCGUCAGCAUCAGGAGCGGAGGGUACGGGGUUCCAGCGAGGGCGGCGGAGGCGCGAGCAGUGGAACCCGGUACAGUGACGGACACCGCGGUCCCGGGAAGAGCGGCCGGAGACAUGGCGGCGCAUGAUCAAAAGGAGACGCUGCGGAAGAUCUCCACCACGCUGGCUCUGAAGAACGAGGAGAUCCAGAACUUCAUCUGCUGCCUGAAACAGAGCCUGCAGAACCUGGAGUCCAACUCCAACCGGGUUCAGGAGGACCUGGAGGCUGAGUUCAGCUCGCUGUAUUCGGCGCUGGACGAGCGCAAGGAAGACAUGGUGACCAGCAUCAAGCGGGAGCGAGCGAGUCGUACGUACGAGCUGCAGAGUCAGCUGACCUCGUGCACCAAAGCGCUGGAGAGCUCCGAGGAGCUGCUGGAACUGGCCAAUAAGGCGCUGUGCUCGUCCGAGACGGACGGCUUCAACCAGGCGGCCAAAGAGAUUAAGGAUAGUGUGACCAUGGCCCCUGCCUUCCGCCUGUCCUUGAAGGCAAAGGUCAGCGACAACAUGAGUCACAUGAUGGUCGACUUCGCUCAGGAGCGGAAGAUACUGCAGGGACUCAAGUUUUUACCAGUGCCGGCCACACCGGAGAUCCUGCUGUCGGAGUGUAAAGUGUGCGACAACAGCGUGACGGUCGUGUGGGAGCUGCCCGAACCCGAUGACAAGGUGGAGCAUUAUGUGCUGGAGUACCGGCGCACUAACCACGAGGGCCCCCCCCGCGCACGCGAGGACCACCCCUGGAUGGUGGUGGAGGACAUCCGACACACUGAGCAUACCCUCACAGGGCUGCGUUUCGACACGCGCUACAUCACGUUCCGUGUGAAGGCCUGCAACAAGGCGGUGGCCGGGGAGUUCGCGGAGCCGGUGAACCUGGAAACGCACGCCUUCACGUUCAAGCUGGACGCCGCUUCGGCCCACGUCAACCUGCGUGUGGACGAUCACAGCGUGGAGUGGGACAGCAGUGGGGGGAAGGUCCAGGACAUGCGCAAGGACAAGGGCCGCACCGGCUCGCCCAUGCACUCGCCGGCAAGGGCCGCCAUGGUGUCGCCGAAGAAAACUCCGGCGCCGCGGGCAGGUCGGGACAGGUUCACGGCCGAGUCCUACACCGUGCUGGGAGACACAGCGAUCGAUGCCGGUCAGCACUACUGGGAGGUGUGGUUCGAUAAGGAGAGCAAGGCACUGGCUGUGGGCGUGGCCCUUCGCACCCUGGGCCGCUUUGACCAGCUGGGCAAGACCGGCGCCUCCUGGUGUCUCCACCUUAACAACUGGCUGCAGCAGAGCUUCAGCGCCAAACAUAACAACAAGGCUCGCACCCUGGACUGCCCCGUUCCAGACCGCAUUGGCAUCUACUGCGGCUACGAUGACGGAGUCCUGUCCUUCUACAACGCCAGAACCAAGCAGCUGAUCCACACCUUCAGAACCAAGUUCCAGCAGCCGCUCGUUCCCGCUUUCAUGGUGUGGAACGGCAGUUUCUCGGUGCAGACGGGCCUGCAGGUGCCCAGCAUGGUGCAGAGCGGCCAGAAGAGGAACAGCGCCACCAGCAGCUCGAGCGCCAGUCUCUCUUAGGCCCCGGGCCCCGCCCGCACUUCCUGCAGCGCUCCGUCCUGCUGGGGGGGGGGGAGAAGAACGGUUGGGGGUAGGGCAGCACCCCCCUGGAGAGACCGAGCCGUGUCCACCCGUUGUGCAACUUCACCCAAAGAGCCAGAGCAGACCGUUGGCGCCCCUUCUCCCUCCCCCCCGUCCGCACGCACACUUCCUGUGCCUUUCGGUGUUCUGGUCCUCGGCGGGGAUUCCUGUCCCAAAGGCAUUAACUACCUUUUAGCAACCCGCACUCACACGGUUUUGCAAGACCCCCGACCCCCCCGCUGUCGGUCUGGGUUCUGCGUUGCCCCAACGGUUAAGCUUUGCGUUUGAACCUAACACAUCUGUGUCUGUAGUGGGACUGUCCAGUGUCGCUGUACCCCCACUGAUAUCUAACAGACAAGCAGUGUGGUUCCGGUCAGGUGGAACCCGGGGCUGCUUCUUCCGGAACAUUCUCACGGGCUUCCGAGUCACUGCGGCGCAGCAGAUAAGGCGGCGGCCGCCUCUGGGAUUUUUGUGUGUGUGUGUGUGUGUAGGUGGGGUUAGGGACGCAGCACUCUACUAUGUAUGUGUGCCAGUUAGUGUUGACACUGUACUUCAUUGCAGUUUUAAGUAUCUCUCGAGGAGUGUGGGAGGGAACGUUCUAGAAUGUAAUUAUUUACAACAGCAGUUAUUUAAAUAUGGGAUUUAUGGUGAACUUAUAAGUUGGCAUGGGAGUGAUGUGAGCUGCAGGGUUGGGCUGGGGCACUGAGCACAUUGGUCUUUUUAUUUUAAACAGUCCUCAACACGCUGAAGCUUGAAUUUCAACCUCGAGUAUUUUAGAGCAACUUUGUACGGAGAGACGCGUCACCGUGGCGAUGUCCCCACUAAGUCCCCCGUGUGCACUCUGUCUGUCCAGCCGUGUCAAUAAAGAAAAUGUGACCUUGGUUUUACCUUG
Scleropages formosus (Asian bonytongue) is the source of this 2749-nucleotide messenger RNA. Its product is annotated as fibronectin type III and SPRY domain-containing protein 1-like. Bases 124 to 1797 code for a protein of 557 amino acids. The transcript has 14 exons. Gene Ontology annotation, cellular component: microtubule. Gene Ontology annotation, biological process: regulation of cell division; regulation of mitotic spindle organization. Lineage: Eukaryota; Metazoa; Chordata; Actinopteri; Osteoglossiformes; Osteoglossidae. The record is from RefSeq and is a predicted model, not a curated record. Gene Ontology annotation, molecular function: microtubule binding.